AUGGGUAUUCACGUUCUCCGCAUGUCUUGCUUGGCAUUCUUUCUAUUACUGUUCCUAUUACCACCUCCCAUUUCUAAGGCUAAGAGCCUCCGCUACCGUGGCCCUGGCUGGAAACUCUUCCACCGCCUGAGCAAGGGCUCCAAAAGUUCCCAGCAACGCCAGGUUCAACAGAUGAGGCGAAACUGGAGCCAGGGCGAGAGCCGAAUGUCAGAGGACUGCCUGGGUGUUUUCGACCUCUACAUCAUCCUGGACAAGUCAGGCAGUGUGGGCACAAACUGGAUCCACGUUUAUUCAUUUGCGGAGGAUUUGGUGAAGAAAUUUCAGAACCCUAAAAUGCGGAUUUCCAUCAUCACCUUCUCAACAGAGGCUGAAGUUAUCAUACCACUCACCUCAGACAGAGACGAAAUCCAAAAGGGCCUUCUCACUCUCCUCGAAGAGGUGCCUACCGGAUUCACACACAUGCAGAAAGGGAUUCAUAAGGCCAUAGAGCAGAUCAAAAAGGCCAACUUGGAAGGCAGCAAUGUCAACAGUGUGAUUAUUGCUCUGACUGAUGGGACACUGAUGGAUAAGCCAUUUAAGCAGACUUUGAAUGAGGCCCAAAAAGCUCGAGAACUCGGAGCCACUGUUUUCACCGUGGGUGUCCAUGAUUUUGACAAAACACAGAUGGUGCAGAUUGCAGACAGCCCAAGUCACAGUGUCGCAGUUCAAAAAGGGUUCUCUGCUCUGCAGAGCAUCGUUGGCACACUUGCUGCCAAGACAUGUAUUGAAGUGUUAUCCGUGCAGCCUUCCUAUGUGUGUAUAAAAGGUGCCUACCAAGUAAACAUUAGCGGACGUGGGUUUAGUAAUGCAAAAGACAUGAGCCAAGUUAUUUGCAGAUUCACGUUCAGUGAUUCCAGAAUUGUUGAUGAAAGCCCUACUGAUAUGAAUGACAAAAGUAUAUCCUGUCCUGGACCAAGGAUACAGCGUGCUGGAGAGGAAGUCUCUCUUCAGGUCAGUUUGAACAAUGGCAUCUCCUUCAUUGGGAACAAACUCAUCAUAACCGGUACCAACUGUGGGAGUACCAGGGUAAGAGCCCAGGGGUUAGGGUCCCCACUGGCUGCAGGGCCAAGGCAAAGCCCACCCUUCCCACUCAAGCCCACAUCUGUCUGUUUUACGUUCCAGCGUAAAAAAAAGCCGCCGCCACCAGAACCAGAGAAGGAUCCAGAAGAGAACCAGUCCCCUCCUCCUGUAUCACCACCGGCUCCUCCCAUCCCUCCUUCAUCUCCAUCACCUGUCAACCCAAACCCUACUGUGAUCGUUGCCUGCUGUGGCUGUGGAAGCAGAGGCAUCCAGGGAAACGUGGGCCCAUGCUGCACCUGCUUUCACCCAGGUUACCACCAGAUGCCAUUGAUGUGGUGUCCUCCCAAGGUCCAGGGGAGAUGCACAAACUAUACUCUUGUGAAUCCUAGCUGCACACAUGCCUCCUGCAGCCCGAAGCUUUGCCUUCCUUCCAAUAGAGACUAUCUCCGUCUCACGAAACCUUCAUACUCCUCAAGGAUUGUUAUUCAACCCAGCGGGGAGUGCUUUGGCAUCUCCCAGGCAUCCUGCAGCCCAAAGAUCUGCCUUAAAGCAGGCCAAGAAUGUCUCCCUGUUGCACCGAACCUGUGCUCAAAAGUGUGCCCACCGAGUCAGAAGUGCUACUACACUCUCGACCAUUCACAGUCCUCAUACCCAAACAAGUGUACCCCAUCUCCCUCCAGGAUACUGCCUCUGCUCCCUCCCCGUGCCCGCCAAUCUGUAGAAACCCUUUGUCAAGCCUACCCUUGUCGUCCAUCCUCUAAAGAACCAAAAUUCUAA
This is a messenger RNA of Alexandromys fortis (reed vole), 1836 nucleotides long. It is a transcript of the gene Antxrl, whose product is annotated as ANTXR like. Gene Ontology annotation, cellular component: cell surface; plasma membrane. The record is from RefSeq and is a predicted model, not a curated record. NCBI's taxonomy places the organism in Eukaryota, Metazoa, Chordata, Mammalia, Rodentia, Cricetidae. The coding region runs from base 1 to 1836 and encodes 611 amino acids. Gene Ontology annotation, molecular function: transmembrane signaling receptor activity. The transcript is spliced from 16 exons.